Molecule: messenger RNA, 861 nt
Organism: Diaporthe batatas
Lineage: Eukaryota; Fungi; Ascomycota; Sordariomycetes; Diaporthales; Diaporthaceae
Exons: 1
Coding region: 1-861 (286 amino acids)
Biological process (GO): thiamine metabolic process; thiamine diphosphate metabolic process; dephosphorylation
Molecular function (GO): magnesium ion binding; thiamine triphosphate phosphatase activity
Source: RefSeq, a predicted model, not a curated record
AUGGUUGCAGCACUCAGAUCUUCCGCCAUGGCACCGCGCGUGCCCCUACACCUAGUAGGCCGCGGUGCAUCCUCUGCACCGUUGUGUUUUUCAGUGGUGCCUCGACUUAUUUCACUGUACGCAAAGCAGCAGACAAGCCCCUUCACCAAAUCCCAAGCGCCGAGAUUCGUGCCCCGACUAUCGGUUUUGGAGGUUGAGCGCAAAUUUACUCCUACAUCGGCUUCGAUCCGCCAGCUCGACCAGAACGCCGGCGAGCCACCGUUCAAGUCCGUGUUACAAACGGGUGUGACCUGUUUCGAAGACACAUACUACGACACUUCCGAUGAUAUCCUGUCUAAUGCCGGUGUAUGGAUACGCUGCCGCAAGAAGUUUGAGUGCGGCAGGCUGCGUUUCGCACCAAACGCGAGCGACCCAAGCAGUCCUCAUGCUGUAUCCUGGGAGGCAAAGAUCCGCCUCGGCGGCAACUUCAUCAACUCCGCAUUCGGGGAGAUCACCGACAUGCAAGAGAUCCAGGCCACUCUCAGCAGCCUGGUACCAGGCGCUAAGCUCGACGGACAAUAUGGGCCGCGGGGCGGACACAUACGGGAACUAGCGAGGUUCGUUACCAACAGGACGAGCUAUCUGGUCGAUGGCAAAUUCACCGUCAUCAUCGACGUGACGGAUUUCGGACACACCGUAGGCGAGGUAGAGCUGGAGACGGAAGCCUCCGAGACAUCGUGUGAGGGCGCUGGCAGGACAUUGGCGAUUGCCGCCAUGGGCGAGGAGGUGGCAGAUCUCAUGAGACGAUUCGCUUGGGCGUUUCCUCCGGGAACCCCGGUUGGGAAACUUUCCGCGUACUUCGACUACAGGGCCAAACAAUGA